UCUUAGGAAAUAGCAUGCUGUCAUCCCCCUGAUUAAAAUUGAUUGAACUGAAGCUUGAAAGUGGAAACAAUCUGUUCAUCGCAAACUUUGCUUUAAAUAACUGCUUUGAAGAUAUAGAUCUAAUCGUGCAUUUGAUACUGCUAUUUUCCGCAAAAAGGUAACCUCAAUUCACUAAAAUGACGACUGCUAUGCCAAUCAACCCAAAGCCAUUUCUAAAUGGUUUAACCGGUAAGCCGGUGUUUAUCAAAUUGAAAUGGGGCCAUGAGUACAAAGGUUUCCUUGUAUCCGUCGACGGAUACAUGAAUAUGCAGCUGGCCAACACAGAGGAAUACGUAGACGGACAGAACACUGGCCACCUAGGUGAGGUCUUGAUCCGAUGUAACAACGUACUCUACAUUAGGGGUAUAGAUGACGAUGACGAGGAAGGUGAAAUGCGAGACUAAUAUUAAGUAGAUUUUAUAAGUCGUAAGUGAUACCUGAAUAAAGCAUCCGAAGAGGAAAUAAGAAAUAA
This is a messenger RNA of Wyeomyia smithii (pitcher-plant mosquito), 511 nucleotides long. RefSeq names its product small nuclear ribonucleoprotein F (gene SmF). Gene Ontology annotation, molecular function: RNA binding. NCBI's taxonomy places the organism in Eukaryota, Metazoa, Arthropoda, Insecta, Diptera, Culicidae. The transcript has 2 exons. Gene Ontology annotation, cellular component: catalytic step 2 spliceosome; U1 snRNP. The record is from RefSeq and is a predicted model, not a curated record. Gene Ontology annotation, biological process: mRNA splicing, via spliceosome; spliceosomal snRNP assembly. Bases 177 to 443 code for a protein of 88 amino acids.